Messenger RNA from Amphibalanus amphitrite, 1846 nucleotides. RefSeq lists its product as uncharacterized. Lineage: Eukaryota; Metazoa; Arthropoda; Thecostraca; Balanomorpha; Balanidae. The record is from RefSeq and is a predicted model, not a curated record. The transcript is spliced from 7 exons. Bases 458 to 1618 code for a protein of 386 amino acids.
GCGAGACAGGGCGGACCGGGUCGGGCGGCCGGCCGCUGCGACCUGUCCGGGCCAGAGGAGUGCUGCCGAGGUCACCGCGGGUCACCGCCGGUCAGUGGGGACCUCCGGGACCAGGCCGACCCGACCCGUGGACCGUCGGACCGCGGCGCCGGCCGCUUCGGACCCGUCGCAGGUCUCUGCUCCCCGGCAGUAUCUCCGGCGGCACCGGGCAGGUUCAGUGGCCGCCUGCAAGGCUAGCCAGGCGCCGGACUCGCUCGCUCGCGCGCGGAGGGCGGCGUUUUUAUGCGGGUGGCUCGGCGGCCGGCGGCGGGCCGCCUCGUCACUGGGGAGCGGGCGCGGCGCGCCGAGGGGAGAGCGCCGGCCGGCCGGCGGGGCGGUGCCAGUCGCGCGCCGCGCCGGCCGCCGUGUGGGCUGUGCCAGCUCUGCGAGUGACACACCAGCGCACGGGCGGCCACCGAUGCCGAGCUGGGGCCGGCAGCGUGUCGCGCGGCUCGGCCAGCGGCGCCUUCAGAUGGCCGCCGACGACGACGACCUGGUGCAGUUCGACAGGGACGACCCGGACUUUGUGCGCCAGGACAGCCAGCGCUCCAUUCACGGCUGCCAGGGAGACAUCAGUCUGCUCGGAGGUGACGGCGACACUGCCAACGCCAACAAAAGCGCCAUCUUCCGUGUGCGGCGCUUCUUCGACAGUCUGCACCGUGGCGACGGCUCGGCACUGGUGGAGGACACGUCGCCCGUUCCUCCGGAGCGGCGGAGCCUGGCGCUGCGGCGCUACCUGCACCGGCACCGGCUGCAGCACAGCCGCAGCUCGCCGGCGCGCCAAGGGUCGCUGGCCACCGCCGCCAAGCCGGCCGACAGUCCGUGGCCGUCGCCGGCGCGCGGACGGCGGCAGCCGCAGCCCCAGGCCGCCCUGCGAGACGUCCACUCCACGCCGGAGGUGUCGCUGGGCGAGGACACGCUGUCGUCGGCCAGCAGCCUCACCAACGUGUCGACCAUCAGCAGCAGCUACGUGGGCGACGAGCUGGACCUGGACGACUGGGAGGACGACGGCCAGGAGGAGGAGCACUACCCCGACCAGGACUGGCUGACGGUGGACCGCAGCGCCGCUCAGCUCACCGUCGACAGGAACUCCUCAGCGGCGUCCAGUUUCCGCUCGGGGAUCCACUUCACGGCGCGCGCGUGCGCCACUCCGUCCAGUGUCGGAUCCGGGAUCCAGUUCUCUGUGGGUCCGGCCACGGCCGCAUCCAGCUUCAGCUCGGGGAUCCACUUUUUCGCGCCGCCCGCCAUGGAGUCGGCCCACGACGAGUUCGCGCCCAACACCCUCACGGAGGAGUACGGCAAAAUGCUCACCAUAGAAGAUCUCAAGGAUUACAACAGUAACUGCCUCACGUGCGGAGUCAGCUGGCGGAACGAGGAGGCGUCUCUGGACUGUAACGAGUGUGGAGGGUACCCGCUGCGCCGGCCGUGCCCUGAGUGCUGCGGGCAGUGUGGCGCCGUGUGGGAGCGCGACCUCACCAAGUCGCACGACAAGGCGCUGGCCGCCUUCUCCGGAGUGUGUCUGUUCCAGCCCAACAAGGGCAGGUGCCAGCACAUCGCGGCCGCGGCCGGCGGCAGCUGAUGGCCCGCCCGCACGGCCGCCGGACGGCCCCCACCCCUAGGCCAGGUCGAGAGGCGCGGGCCGCCGCCACACACCGCUGUGAAUUGUGUCGUUCCGUCGCGAUUGCCACUGUUGGAUUAACCGGUUCGAGCGCGGGCGCGCGACAGACUCGUGCGCGCAGCACUGGGGCAAAGUGACUGUGUUCUGCGUCUUGUUUACCACUUAUGAGCGAAAUAAAGUUGCUAGCAU